Molecule: messenger RNA, 5266 nt
Organism: Notolabrus celidotus (New Zealand spotty)
Lineage: Eukaryota; Metazoa; Chordata; Actinopteri; Labriformes; Labridae
Gene: nedd4l
Product: NEDD4 like E3 ubiquitin protein ligase
Exons: 32
Coding region: 308-3394 (1028 amino acids)
Biological process (GO): regulation of dendrite morphogenesis; ubiquitin-dependent protein catabolic process
Molecular function (GO): sodium channel inhibitor activity; protein binding; ubiquitin protein ligase activity
Source: RefSeq, a predicted model, not a curated record
GGAAGUCAAGUGUCAAAACGUUUCGGGGAUAAGCUCGGAGUUGACAAAAGCGACCUGUAUCAGUUGAAACAUUUCAAGCAUAGUUUGUAAUUUUUUUUUUAUUUCCAAGUUGCGUCCUGGGUUAACCCCACGAGGGGAGGAUUACGUGUACCGGCUGCAAACCUAACCCCUGUGUCCAGCAACGGAUUUGGUCUCACCGCAGACUAGACCACCACCGCACGGCAGGAGAAAGGAAAGUGGGACUUUAUUGUUCAAGGCUAGCUAGCUAGCUUUGCCAGACGGCUUGUUCUUGUGUGUAUCGGGCUAUAUGGCUGCGACUUACGAGCCAAUAUACGGACUUUCUGAAGAUGAGAAUGAAACGAGAGUGCUGCGGGUUAAGGUCAUUGCAGGAAUUGAUUUGGCGAAGAAAGACAUCAUUGGAGCAAGCGAUCCCUACGUCAAACUGUCCCUCUAUGUCGCAGAUGAAAACAGAGAACUUGCCUUAGUCCAAACAAAAACCAUUAAAAAGGUAGGUCGUAAGACCCUCAAUCCCAAAUGGAACGAGGAAUUCUACUUCCGAGUGUGUCCACAGAAUCACCGGCUACUCUUUGAGGUGUUUGAUGAAAACAGAUUGGCUUCUUCCAAGAAUGGCCUUUUCCAUCUGGCACAGACCCGAGAUGAUUUCCUGGGCCAGGUUGACGUUCCGCUCAGCCAUUUGCCGACAGAAGACCCGGCUAUGGAACGUCCCUACACGUUUAAAGACUUCCUCCUGCGGCCCCGAAGGUCAGUCUCCAACUGUCACAAGUCCCGGGUGAAGGGUUACCUGCGUCUCAAGAUGGCCUAUCUGCCCAAACAAGGAGGACCCGAGGAGGAGGCCGGAGACAUGAGGGAAGAGGCUGAGGGAUGGGAUGAGUCUGCAGACUCGGGCUCACAAAGACCACAACAGUUGCUUCCCCCGUUACCCCCAGGCUGGGAGGAGAAGGUGGACAACCUGGGACGCACCUACUACGUCAACCACAACAACCGCUCGACGCAGUGGAAACGGCCCUCCAACAUGGAUGUGAUCUCAGAGACUGAGAGUGACAACCAACAGCGGCAGAUCCAUCAGGAAGCACACCGCGUCUUCCGCUCGAGGCGCCACAUCAGUGAGGACCUCGAGAAUGAGCACCUUGAGCCAAGAGACCUGGACAAUUCCUGGGAGCUCAUCACAGAAGAGGAUCCUAACGACAGCAUGGCCCAGUCUCUGCCCGGCACCUCCUCCAUGUUAACGCCACAACAUCCGCCGCCACCCGCCCCCCAGGAUUUCUCUGAAGAUUUAAAUUUGAGGCUGUCGCUCACCCCUGAAACCAACGGGGAAGUGGCAGGCCCCAGCUCUGCUCUGACCCAGCUGUCAAACAGACUCCGGUCCUCGAGUAUGACGGAUGGUGUCAGCGAUCAGGCCCAGGCUCCUCCUCUAAUGCAGGGUUCCCAGACCAGAAGAACAAGAGCUCAAACAGUCUCAGGUGGUGAGGAGUCCAUGUCUCCCUCGGGGACCCCUCACUCCUUGACCACCCCCGGCCUGCCUCCUGGAUGGGAAGAGAGGAAGGACGGCAAGGGAAGAACUUAUUACGUCAACCAUAACACCCGCACCACUACCUGGACUAGGCCAAUUGUGCAGCUGACUGAAGACGGACCCAGCACCUCAGCAGCAGCAGCAGCAGCAGCAGCAGCAGCAGCAGCAGUACCAUCAACAUCAGGAGGAGCCUCGGCCCUGACACCCGCAUCCACCCCUUCCACCUCCUCCAACAACCACCUCCAUGAGCCCCAAGUCCGACGACCUCGUAGCCUCAGCUCCCCCACUGUCACCCUUUCCACUCCCUUGGAGGGUGCCAACAACAUCCAGGUGCGAAGGGCCGUAAAAGACACAUUCUCCAACCCACAGUCUCCCCAACCGUCCCCCUACAGCUCCCCCAAGUCCCAGCACAAGACCCAGCAGAGCUUCCUUCCACCGGGCUGGGAGAUGAGGAUAGCCCCCAACGGACGGCCUUUCUUCAUCGACCACAACAGCAGAGCCACAACCUGGGAGGAUCCCAGGUUGAAAUAUCCCGUUCAUAUGAGGAAUAAGAACUCAAUGGAGCCCGGGGAGCUCGGUCCUCUUCCUCCUGGAUGGGAAGAAAGAGUUCAUUCAGACGGACGCACCUUCUACAUCGACCACAAUACAAAGAACACACAGUGGGAGGACCCUCGACUGCAGAGUCCAGCUAUCACAGGACCUGCUGUCCCUUACUCCAGAGAGUUCAAACAGAAAUACGACUACUUCAGAAAGAAAUUGAAGAAACCGGCUGACAUCCCAAACAGGUUUGAGAUGAAGCUACACAGGAACAACAUCUUUGAAGAGUCAUAUCGUCGAAUCAUGUCGUUGAAGCGGCCGGAUGUUUUGAAGGCUCGGCUGUGGAUUGAGUUCGAGUCAGAGAAAGGUCUGGACUACGGCGGUGUGGCCAGAGAGUGGUUCUUCCUCUUAUCCAAGGAGAUGUUCAACCCUUACUAUGGCCUGUUUGAAUAUUCUGCCACGGACAACUACACUCUCCAAAUCAAUCCCAACUCCGGCCUGUGCAAUGAGGACCACCUUUCCUACUUCAAGUUCAUCGGGCGUGUGGCAGGAAUGGCUGUGUUUCAUGGAAAACUACUGGAUGGUUUUUUCAUCCGACCCUUCUACAAGAUGAUGCUGGGAAAACAAAUCUCUCUUAAAGACAUGGAGUCUGUGGACAGUGAAUACUACAACUCUCUGAAGUGGAUCCUGGAGAACGAUCCCACUGAGCUUGACCUGAGGUUUUGUAUCGACGAGGACAACUUCGGACAGACGUACCAGGUGGACCUGAAGCCCAGUGGCUCAGACAUGGUGGUCACCAAUGAGAACAAGAAGGAGUACAUCGACUUGGUCAUCCAGUGGAGGUUUGUCAAUCGGGUCCAGAAGCAGAUGAACGCCUUCCUGGAGGGCUUCACAGAGCUUAUUCUUGUAGAUCUGAUCAAGAUCUUUGAUGAAAAUGAGCUGGAGCUGCUCAUGUGCGGCCUGGGCGAUGUCGACGUCAACGACUGGAGACAACACACUGUUUACAAGAACGGCUACUGCCCAAAUCAUCCUGUUAUUCAGUGGUUCUGGAAGGUUGUCCUGCUGAUGGAUGCUGAAAAACGUAUCCGACUCCUCCAGUUCGUAACGGGAACAUCACGUGUGCCUAUGAAUGGCUUUGCAGAGCUUUAUGGUUCUAAUGGACCACAGCUGUUCACAAUCGAGCAGUGGGGAACACCUGAUAAGUUACCAAGAGCUCACACAUGUUUCAACCGCUUGGAUCUCCCCACAUACGACUCAUUUGAGGACCUGAGAGAGAAACUCCUCAUGGCAGUGGAGAACGCGCAGGGCUUCGAGGGCGUCGACUAAAGAAGCACCCAUUGGCUGCAUCCAACCAACCAACAAUAAAAAAAAAAAAACACACAAAGCUACAGGGAUGUCAAACCAGCUGCUGUAGUAGCAGUUCUGUGCGAGCAUGUUGUACUGUAAUGCCUGACUGUGAGCCACCUCCACAGCACGGUGGUUCGAGACUGUACAGCGAUUUGUCGAGCCAACUUGCCUACGUCUUCAUAUCUUUUCAGCGCGGGUAGCUCGCUCGUUAAAGGUGCUGGGGAAAAAAACUGGCAUAGAGGCCCCCUGUUGAAUGCUGAAAUCUAUUAUCCGCAGGCAUGAGCGACACAUGAUGAGAGCUGGCCCCCCCCCCCUUACCUGAACCGCCGUUUUUUUCCCCCCUCUCUUUCCCUCGUCCUGUGAAAAUCUACAGUGCUGGAAAACACUAAUGCAUUUCAAUAGCUCCUUUACAUACACUAUAGCACAGUAUUCUGCACCCUUCACGGGGAGGGGUCUUAGCAUGGCCUUAAUCUGGCUCUUACAUGCACUAUUUCUCUAAGAAACUGCAAUGGCACUAUGAUCACAACUCUCUCAAAUCCUUAGACCAACACCAGAUUACCUUAGGAAUGCUAGCCAGUCACAUUUCAGGAAAUCGGCCACACCCCUCCGUAGAGCCUGUUGUGUGAUCAGAUAAACCGCCACUGCAGCCUUUUUGUAGAGUAAUGAUUUUGUUAUUUUAGCCACUGGUAAAUGAUUCGAGAACAGGGGAUGAACUAAUCCCCAGAGAUGAUUUUUACUGUUUUUGUCAUCAUGGAAAAGAUUUUGUUUUUUGUUGUUGUUUUUUAAUCAUUGGUAUAAUUCUUGCAGGAAAAUACUCUAAACGUAUUUGUACUGAUGAACAAUGUUGUUUACUAUUUUGACAAUUAUAUAUGACAUGGUGUGUGAAGUGUAAAUCUGGCUAGUCUGGGAAAUAAUUAAUCCAUAUCAUUUGUUAUGGUGAUAGCAAAUGUGUUGAAUAAAAUGGUUUUUAUUGUAGUGCUAUGAAAGCAGCAUGAAAACUAUAUCUUGUGUUUGCUUUGACUACAUACUGUAGUAGUAAUUUGGACGUGUAAUCUGUCUCGAGGUCGAGAAGGGAAAACUAAAACCGGGGAUAGUUUCUCUGAGAUGUUUGCGUCAUGAUUAUAUUAAUAUUCUCAUGCCUGUUGCUGUUCAUAAUGCUGUAAAUUGUUCUUGAAAAAAACCCCACAUUUUAAGUUCUUUCAUGAUAUAUAAAUAUAUGUAUGAACAUUUAACAGAAGUAUUACUGAUCAACGACACUAAAAUGAAGCUGUGUGUGCGUGUGUGUGUGUGUGUGUGUGUGCGUGCGCGGGUGUUUGAGAGAGAAGCUGUGAUUGCCACUGAAUAUAAAGCAGCACGUUUCUUACUGAGAAAAAAACUGUUUCCUUUUUUAUGUUUUUGUUUCUCUCUCCUUUUUCUAACACCAUUGAACCUAAAGGGCACUUUAUAGAUCACUCUGAGGUCAUGUCACCUAUUGUAUGUCUUUUGUCAUUAACUUGAAUGUGAUUCUUUCUUUUUUCCACUCGGAGCACUUACCUAGUGCAAUAUAAAUAGUCUGUAAAUCUGGGUUGCUGCUAAAGUAGAAAAAGUUGACAGACGUGAAGCAUGGACUUCACAUCCUUUAGAAUUCUUCGUUUUUCCUCUGUUUUCUGUACCUUUUCCUCCCUUCUGUUUGCUCCCUCCUGUGAUUUUCUCCUGUCAAACUGAUUCAGUAAAAAUUAGUCCUUUUUUUAUUAGGGGGUUUGUUAUUUUAAUGAAUGACAAAACAUCUCUUUUGUUAAAGUUUUCACCACUCUUCUGCAACUCUUUGUGGUUCAUUUAACUUCAGUCAAAUAAAAAUGAAACUUCUCAGUG